CGCCGCCUGUCAGUCAAGCGCAUCUGUUCAGUAGCAGCUCUUCUUCCAUAUCCUCCAGACUGCAGUCAAUACUUGACACAACGUCGCAGUUAAACUAUGCGCUCACGCAGCUCAGUGCAAUGCCGCCCUCAAAUCAAACGUCCAAACUCGUGAGCCUCAUGAAACAGCAUGCCGCGAUCACAGCGUCCAUCUCCACCUCACGCGCAACUAUAGCUGGUCUUUCUUCCGCUGAUCGAUCCGUCAUCUUCCCCGACCAUGCCCCUCCUUCUCCAGACCGGUUUGCAGAAUGGGGUCGCGCUGCGGGCAUGGAGGCAUUCGUUGACAGUCCCGGAGGGUCGUCUAUGACCACCAUUGUGUUGGCAGGGAAGGUUCUAGUCUUGGAUGUUGAUAUCGAUGGACGCGUUCUUGUCAAAACAUCCUUCGCGAUUGGCAAUAAUGUCCCCAACGGUACAGCUGUAGCACCUGAGCUGGACGCGUUUCUUGCGAGAGAGGUAUCCAGAUGGGUGGAGGCUGCCAAGUACGCAUCGCAAGGUGAAUCCUUUCCGAGCAUGCCAGGGGAACCAGCUGUUGUAGCAGCCAUUUGCGCUCGUACUCUGUUGGGCCACAUGCGCUACCUCAAGAAUCUCGAUUCGCUUGCUGAUAGUGAGGGUGAACGCGGCAUCCGAUGGUUCAUGGAGCCAGUCGUCGCACUCCAACACUUCAUGUCCAAGGCCGGCGAUCAGUAUCCCUCUGGGUCAAAAACAGUACCAUUGGACAAGCUACUAGUCCAACGGGCCUUUCCCAUACUUUACCUUAAUUUUCCUUCCCUUCUCCACCUUCGGGGGGCCACUGGGCAGACGGAUAUACCGUUGGCUCAUCUGACGACUUCACUCGUCAACGAACCUAAGGGAGCGACGGUCGCCUCGCUUAAACUCGUUCCUUCAUCCGAGGUUUCGAUCGUUGGUGCUGUAUCAGAGGGUCAAAAUGACCACCCGUUUCCGUCGAGUCCCUUACAUUCGUGGAUACUCGACUUUUCCAGAUCUCCCUCUAUAUAUCAGGGUCACGGUGGUAUAGUGAUGUCGCAGACGCGUAUGCGAGCCAUUCAGGGCAUUCUCGGUAUCGAUGUGGCUACCGACAUAAUCAUGAGUAUCGGCACUCCAGCCGGUGCCUCAGGCAUGGGUCCCUUUGGGUCUAUGCCUAGCAUGAGCCAGCUCAAUUUCAAUAAUUUUGGUGCAUCCCAAGCAACGACUGUCGAAAGCCUCAGCUCCAUCAGGAGCAGCUGGGUAGACUUGUUGUUUAACCCGACGUCUUCGGCGGAGCACUACAGAACUACCUACCGUUCUCCUAGUGGAGUGCACCCCCCUCUCAAUUUACGUCUUUCGGUUCCUCAGGAACCAGGUUUUUUACUUCAGAGGGUUCCUGUGCGAACUACAAACCAAGUGUCACGCGUCUUAGAGAUUGUCAGAGAACAAUGCUGGCUAAAUGAGCUAUUGCUCAUGUCUCAGUGGCAACCAGAAGACACAGCAGCUCUUCCGAAAGACUCCAAGGGUGCUGAUCUACCCUCUUCCACUGGGGCCAUGGGCGCAGAUGCAACAGAACUACUCGCAUCUCUCCUUGAGGGGUCGUUUACACCGAAAUCCAUUCCCGUCUCUGUCUUCCUUCCAUCCACCUCUCUUCCGCCCCUUGCCCACUUUAGUGGUCUUGGCCCUCCUCCGGUCUCCGGUGGUACGAGCGAUAGCCUAUUCGGGACUGGCGAUAUGGACAUGGACAUGGAGAUCCCCGGUUUGAGCAUGAGCAUGAACUCAUCUAUGGAGAUUGGCAUUGACGCGAGGAUGGGCAUGGAAAUAGGAGGGGGAGUGAAUAUGGGAGGUAUGGGCAGUAUGGGAAUAGAUUUUAGUGGAUCAGUAAGCCCGCCGCGGCAACCGCCGAUGAUCAUACUGUCGAGCCCCGCCAAGGCGCCUACGGUGGACCUUGUCGAACUGCGUGUUUCGUUUGUGCCGGGAAGCUCUACCGGUGCUGGCUCAGUAGGGCUGGGAAAUGAAGGGGGAGAUUGCAGAGUGAAGGUUGAGGCUUCUCCGGGAGUGGACACGAAGGGAAUGGAUGAGAUUGUGAGAAGAGUCUGGACGAAGAAUCACAAGUGAUCUACUCUAUUGGUAUGCGCGCAAUAAACCAUGUUCAGACACCAGUUGACAUGUACUUGCACUGAGUGUAAGCUGCCUUGUCUCUUGUAGUACCUUGAGCACUGGCUCUCGACUGGAAAAAUUGCAACAUCUAGGAUUGUAUUUCGCCCUAACCGAGGCCUUCAAACAACGGCA
Messenger RNA from Pisolithus orientalis, 2294 nucleotides. RefSeq lists its product as uncharacterized. The record is from RefSeq and is a predicted model, not a curated record. Lineage: Eukaryota; Fungi; Basidiomycota; Agaricomycetes; Boletales; Pisolithaceae. The transcript is spliced from 8 exons. The coding region runs from base 120 to 2120 and encodes 666 amino acids.